AUGAGUCGUGUAGAAGCGUUGCGUGCAUUGAUAAAAGAACAUGAAUGCGAUGCAUAUCUAAUCACAGAUAGUGAUGGUCACUAUACAUUCUAUUCAUUAUCAGAAGAAGAUCGUCGUCUCAAUUGGAUAACAGAAUGUCAAGCACAAUGUGGAUUAGCCAUUGUUACUUUAAAUAACAAAGCAUUCUUUCAGGUUCCACCCAACUAUCGAUUCUUGGCAAAAGUCGAAGUCAAUACUGAUGUGUGGACUCUUGGUGAUGAUAUUGUUCAAUGGAUUAACAAUCAACAAUUGUCAUUAAAAAGAAUUGCCUAUGACCCUCGUUUGACACCUCUAUUUAUUAUUGAACAAUUCUCUGCUUUAGCAUCAAGUCUUUAUCCAAUCCAUUCAUCAAACAAUUGGAUCGAUAUCAUUUCGAAAAAAGAAACAUCUAGUGAACCAUCAAAAUUAACACCCAUUUGGCCACUGGAUGAAUUUCGUUUUGCUGGACAAACAAGUAUAGAAAAAGUGGAAAAGUUAAGACGAAACUAUUUAAGUGAUGGAGAAAAGAAAUACACAUUGAUAAUUACAGCUAUGGAUGAAAUAGCUUGGCUUCUUAACCUUCGUGCUAAUGAUAUGGAAUGUAAUCCACUCUUCUAUAGUUUCGCUAUUGUCUCAUGUAAUCAACUCUGGCUGUUCACGGACAAUCCUCAUCAGGAUCUUCAAUAUGAAAUACGUCCUUAUGAAAGUUUCUUUGCCUUUCUUUCGACAUUGAAAGAUCAAGAUGUAUGGCUUGAUGAACGCACAUCUGUUAUUGUCCUUCAUCAUCUUUCAUCUACUGGUGUAGUACGUAUCUCUCGUUCACCAAUUCAACAGAUGAAAGAGAUUAAAAAUUCUGUGGAACUCGAAGGAUUUCGUCAAUGUCACUUUCGUGAUUGUGCUGCCGUAUGUCAAACCUUUGAAUGGCUUCAAAAAAGCAUGGAGAAUGACGCAUUGAAUGUUACUGAACUCGAUGUCGCUAAAUAUCUAGAGAGUCGACAGCGAGAACAAGUAGAUUUCAUUUCUAUUGCCUUUGAUACAAUCUCCGCUUCAGCCACGAAUACAGCAUUGAUUGAAUAUUCGCCCUUCGCUAGAAAGACAAAGACGCUCAUUGCUCGUGACUUGUUUUAUCUCGAUGGUGGUGGAAAUUAUCUCGAUGGAACAACCGACAUGACACGUACUCUUCAUUUUGGACAAGCAACACAAGAACAAAUUCAAUGUUACACUCUUGCAUUAAAAGCAAUUCUUUUCAUUGAAAUGACUGGAUUUCCAUGCGAUGAUACUCUUACUGGAUGUUAUAUUCAUUCAUUAUUGAGAGCGCAAUUCGCUUCUAUCAACAAUUCAAAUGAACAUAUUUCGUUUGGUCAUGGAGUAUCACAUGGAAUGGGAGUGGUUGAAGGUGGUAUCUUCAUUAGCGAUAGUCCUUCUCUUGCCACUUCAACUCCCAUUCGACCCGGAAUGGUAAUCGCCAUUGAACCUGGCAUUUACUUCGAGGGAAAAUGGGGAAUUCGACUGGAAAAUGUCUAUGAGGUUAUUGAAGAUGAUCAACGAUUUAUUCAUUUCAUUCCAUUAACUUUAUUGCCUUAUUCUCGUCCACUGAUUGAUGUCAAUCUUCUUUCUUCAGAAGAAUUGAAAUGGAUUAAUGUUUAUCAUCAACGGUGCCUUCAGUAUGUUGAUGGAGGAACGUGGAUGAAACAACAGAUCGACCUCUUCCUCUAA
Rotaria sordida is the source of this 1734-nucleotide messenger RNA. The record is from the annotation of a GenBank genome assembly. NCBI's taxonomy places the organism in Eukaryota, Metazoa, Rotifera, Eurotatoria, Philodinida, Philodinidae.